AUGUUUCAAUAUUGGAGAGAUCUUGCCAGAAAGCAUCGGCGUAAAAUCGUUGUAACAACAGGUGUCGUUACUGUGUCUUAUUUAAUUGGUCGAUACGUGACUAAUAAGGUCAAUGAGUUUCAGGAGAGGCUAAGAGAGGAGAACUUCGCCAAAGAGCAGGUUAAAAGGAGGUUCAAGCAGACACAAAGCGAUUGCUAUAUGACAUUUCUUUCAUUACUACCGGUUCUUGUUGAGCCGAUUUAUGAAGAGCUCAAUGUGGAACAGAUAACUAGAGAUCUACAAAAUCGUCGUACUGAUAAGUCAAAGAAAGGCCAAGAUGUUGUUGGAAGUGGACCCGGCCUCUCUACUGUUGCUAGUGAAGAUUUCCCUUCAAGUUAUGCAGGUGCUGAUUCUAAUGAUGAUAAUAAUGCAACGCAGCCAAUGAAAACCAAAACAGAACUUUGGAACACGUUAAAAAUAGAGUCCCUCACUCGGUUUCUUACACUACUCUACAGCGAGUCGUUGUUGAUCAUCUUUCUACACUUGCAGCUCAAUGUUCUCUCGAGAAAGUCAUAUUUUGAGACCGCAGUGAAGCUUGCAUCUCAAAGAGUCUCCAAUACCCUACAAGAAGAUGAUGAAGAAGAAGAAGAAAACACCUUGGCAGAACAGGCAUUUUUGUCGUUCAGUUGGUGGCUCCUAAAUAAGGGCUGGAUACAGCUUAAAAACCUUAUUCAGGACAGUAUUGAAGAUGUGUUUGGAGAGAUUAAUCCUCGACAGGAGUUGACCAUUGAAGAGUUUGCCACCUUAGUCAACGCCGUUCAGCAGAAGAUCUGCAAGUCCAUAGCAUCCACAGCAGCUGAUAACACCACUCAAGGUCUAAUUGUAUCAUCCCUUCUACCGGAACCUGACUUGCAAUUCUUCCUACUACAACAAACCAAUGAUGUCGGCUUUUUGUCUAGCUUCAAUGCUAACCUAACGCAUACAGAGAACCUCAACAAGCUUUUGAUGGAAUUGAAAGACUAUCUAGGCAAUGAACAAGUCUCUUCGAUACUCAACUUGUUGGUCACCGUGGGUAUUUCUAAAGUUUUAGAUAGUAUUUUUGCUGAUAUGGUGUUGAAAAGAAAGGCCAUAGUUAACAAUGAGGAUCAGAAAAUGCUUGCAAAUGAACAGAAACUCACCAAGGUGAAGUUGGCUUCGUUGUUGGCGGCAGUUACUAAACAGUCCAAUAAACUCGCCAGUAAUUCGCUUGACAACGACAUUCUCUACACACUGAACAAUCUACAAGAGCUGGAUGACCUGAGCGCCGGAGUAUAUUCUAACUUUGAAGUUUAG
Molecule: messenger RNA, 1311 nt
Organism: Brettanomyces nanus
Lineage: Eukaryota; Fungi; Ascomycota; Pichiomycetes; Pichiales; Pichiaceae
Exons: 1
Coding region: 1-1311 (436 amino acids)
Biological process (GO): protein import into peroxisome membrane
Cellular component (GO): peroxisomal membrane
Molecular function (GO): protein-macromolecule adaptor activity
Source: RefSeq, a predicted model, not a curated record